AUGAAUAUUGGAAAAUUGGGAACUGGAUUCACUUCUACUAUUGAGGAAUCGGAAAUCUCUGACCUCGUUGCUGAGUGUCUCCAGUCAUUCCAACGUCAACCAAUGAUGAUUGAUUGCUCUCCACCAAUCACCAUCGUCGGAGAUAUUCAUGGACAAUUCGGAGAUGUAAUGCGUAUUUUCAACAAUGUUGGAUUCCCUCCGGACGUCAAUUAUCUUUUCCUUGGAGACUACAUUGAUCGUGGGCAAUUCAGUAUUGAAACCAUUCUUCUUCUGAUGUGUAUCAAAAUGAAAUACGCCGAGAAUUUCAUUCUGCUUCGUGGAAAUCACGAAACCAGACUGAUUAAUCGUAUCUAUGGAUUUUAUGAUGACUUGAACAAGAGAUUCGGAACGCCGAGACUCUACGAGGACUUCACUAAAAUGUUUGAAAUGAUGCCAUUGACUGGAUUGGUUGGAAAAAGAAUCCUUUGUAUGCACGGAGGUCUUUCAGCUGAUUUAGUGAAUGCACCCAAAUUGGAUAUUCUCAAUACAUUCGCUCGUCCGUUGCAUGAUCCACCAAACCCAUCCCUCGCAAUUGAUAUUCUGUGGGCAGAUCCAGAUAUUAAUACGAAAGGAUUCAAAGCUAAUAUCAGAGGCUGCAGUUGCACAUUUGGCCCUGAUGUUGUUGCUCAAACAUGCGAUAAAUUCGGUCUUGACCUGAUUGUUCGUGCUCAUCAAGUCGUUCAAGAUGGAUAUGAAUUCUUUGCCAACAGAAGACUUGUCACUCUCUUCUCGGCUCCUCACUAUUGUGGACAAUUUGAUAAUGCAGCUGCCGUGAUGCAAGUCAAUCCGAAUAUGGUUUGCUCGUUCAAGAUUCUCCGUCCUGAAUUCCCGGGAAGAGCUGCUCCAUCUCAUCAGAAGUCGGCCACAACUAUCCUUCUCCCACCAACAAUCACCUAG
Messenger RNA from Caenorhabditis remanei, 936 nucleotides. RefSeq lists its product as uncharacterized. Gene Ontology annotation, cellular component: nucleus; cytoplasm. NCBI's taxonomy places the organism in Eukaryota, Metazoa, Nematoda, Chromadorea, Rhabditida, Rhabditidae. The record is from RefSeq and is a predicted model, not a curated record. Gene Ontology annotation, molecular function: protein serine/threonine phosphatase activity. The coding region runs from base 1 to 936 and encodes 311 amino acids. The transcript has 5 exons.